Malania oleifera is the source of this 6333-nucleotide messenger RNA. Its product is annotated as THO complex subunit 2. Gene Ontology annotation, molecular function: mRNA binding. NCBI's taxonomy places the organism in Eukaryota, Viridiplantae, Streptophyta, Magnoliopsida, Santalales, Ximeniaceae. The transcript has 32 exons. Gene Ontology annotation, biological process: mRNA export from nucleus; mRNA processing. Gene Ontology annotation, cellular component: THO complex part of transcription export complex. The record is from RefSeq and is a predicted model, not a curated record. The coding region runs from base 271 to 5970 and encodes 1899 amino acids.
GAUCUCUCCUGCGGCCCUGCCCAAAUGCAAGGGGCUUAGCGCAACCCAAAUGCAGACCAUAACAAAACCGGAGGAAGAAAACUCUCAGCAGCCCCUUCGUCACCAAAACAUCCACUCCAUUCCCCUCAAACCCUAGAAACCCUCUUUUGCGAUUUCAAACCUUAUGAAAGCACCUCAGAUUCCACCCGCCUUCCUCAACCGCACCCACUUCUGAACCACACAGCUCAAAUUCCAAAAUUCUAGGGCUUGUUCGUUUCACUUUCUUCUGCCAUGUCUAUCCCACCCAUACAGUGCAUAUACAUAACAGAGGACUGCCUUCAAGAAUGGAAAAGCGGAAAUCCUAGCUUUAGAGUCCCCAAGCCAGUUCCCAUGCUUCGCUUUCUCUAUGAGCUUUGCUGGAGCUUGGUCCGCGGAGAGUUACCGUUUCAGAAAUGUAAAUUAGCAUUAGAGUCGGUUGAGUUUUUGGAUAAAGUUUCGAAUGAAGAGAUGGCCUCAAAUUUUGCUGAUAUAGUCACCCAAAUGGCUCAGGACAUUACGAUGUCAGGGGAGAAUCGAUCCCGUCUUAUCAAAUUGGCAAAAUGGCUUGUGGAAUCUUCACUGGUUCCAUUGAAGCUUUUUCAGGAGCGCUGUGAGGAAGAAUUUCUCUGGGAGUCCGAAAUGAUCAAGAUAAAGGCUCAAGAUUUGAAGUCUAAAGAGGUCAGAGUAAAUACACGCCUUCUUUACCAGCAAACAAAAUUUAACCUUCUUCGGGAGGAGAGUGAAGGCUAUGCCAAACUGGUUACCCUUCUUUGUCAGGGUUCUGAAGCUUCGACUCAAAAUGUAUCAUCAGCAACAAUAGGAAUUAUUAAGUCUUUAAUAGGACACUUUGAUCUGGAUCCGAACCGUGUUUUUGAUAUUGUUUUGGAGUGUUUUGAACUUCAGCCUGACAGCAAUGUAUUUUUGGGCCUGAUUCCUAUUUUCCCAAAGUCUCAUGCUUCACAAAUCCUUGGGUUUAAGUUCCAAUAUUAUCAGCAUAUUGAAGUUAAUAGUCCUGUGCCUUUUGGGUUGUAUCAACUGACAGCUUUGCUGGUGAAGGGAGAGUUUAUUGAUCUUGAUAGCAUAUAUGUACAUUUACUUCCCAAGGAUGAUGAGGCAUUUGAACAUUAUAAUGCCAUCUCUGCCAAGCGGCUUGAAGAGGCUAACAAAAUUGGCAGAAUAAAUCUUGCUGCUACUGGGAAAGAUCUUAUGGAUGAUGAAAAACAAGGAGAUGUCACAAUUGAUCUUUUUGCUGCUUUAGACAUGGAAACUGAAGCAGCUGCUGAACGUUCUUCAGAACUUGAAAAUAAUCAGACUUUGGGAGUGCUUACUGGAUUUCUUUCUGUGGAUGACUGGCAUCAUGCCCACAUACUAUUAGAUCGUCUGUCGCCGCUUAAUCCAGUGGCUCAUAUUCAAAUUUGUAAUGGCUUGUUUAGGCUCAUUGAGAAGUCAAUUUCUUCUGCAUAUGAUGUUGUUCGCCAAACACAUCUACAAAGUUUUGGGUUGCCCUCAGGAGCUGCUCUGGAUUCCAUGGACACAAAUUCAUCUGGACAGAGCUCUUUCAUUGAUCUUCCCAAAGAACUUUUUGAGAUGCUUACUUCUGCUGGGCCAUUUCUCCAUCGGGAUGCUUUAUUGUUGCAGAAGGUGUGUAGAGUUUUGAGAGGUUACUAUCUGUCUGCAGUUGAGCAUCUGGAUGCUUGUGAUGGAGCUUGGAAUCCUAAACCUGGUGCUGGUGGAAAUUGGACUCCCCGUCUGCACCUAAAGGAAGCUAGGGCUAGGAUUGAAGAAGCUUUGGGAACAUGUCUACUUCCUUCCUUACAGUUGAUUCCAGCUAAUCCAGCAGUUGGGCAGGAGAUUUGGGAAGUAAUGAAUCUGCUUUCAUACGAGGUUCGGUACCGUUUAUAUGGUGAGUGGGAAAAGGAAGAUGAGCGGAUGCCGAUGGUUUUGGCUGCAAGGCAGACAGCAAAGUUGGACACCAGAAGGAUCUUGAAACGGCUUGCAAAAGAAAAUUUAAAGCAGCUGGGUCGGAUGGUUGCAAAGCUUGCACAUGCCAAUCCAAUGACUGUGCUUCGUACAAUUGUUCAUCAGAUUGAGGCCUAUAGGGAUAUGAUUACUCCUGUUGUAGAUGCAUUCAAGUAUUUGACACAGCUUGAGUAUGAUGUUUUGGAAUAUGUUGUGAUUGAGCGCUUGGCACAAGGGGGGCGGGAGAAGCUAAAAGAUGAUGGCCUUAAUUUAUCAGAUUGGCUUCAGUCGUUGGCUUCAUUCUGGGGCCAUUUGUGCAAGAAGUACCCAUCAAUGGAAUUGAGGGGCCUUUUCCAAUAUCUUGUGAAUCAAUUGAAAAAGGGGAAUGGAAUUGAGCUUGUUCUUAUGCAGGAGCUUAUACAACAAAUGGCAAAUGUCCAAUACACUGAGAAUAUGACUGAGGAUCAGUUGGAUGCCAUGGCAGGAAGUGAUACACUCCGGUACCAGGCUACUUCUUUUGGGAUAACCCGAAACAAUAAGGCAUUGAUCAAAUCUACUAAUAGGCUAAGGGACUCGCUGCUUCCAAAAGAGGAACCGAAGUUGGCAAUUCCGCUAUUGUUGCUUAUUGCUCAACAUCGCUCUGUGGUUGUCAUAAAUGCUGAUGCGCCUUAUAUUAAGAUGGUUUGUGAGCAGUUUGAUAGAUGCCAUGGAACUCUUCUCCAGUAUGUGGAGUUCCUCUGUAGUGCAGUAACACCUCCAACAGCUUAUGCUCAGCUGAUACCCCCUCUUGAAGAUCUUAUCCACCAGUAUCACCUUGAUCCUGAGGUGGCUUUUUUAAUUUUUCGGCCUGUGAUGAGGCUCUUCAAGUGUCCCGGUAAUGCCGAUGUAUUUUGGCCUUUAGAUGACAGUGAGGCUACAGCAAUCUCAACAGUAGAAAAAGAUUCUGAAACUGCAGAUUUAACUGGCGCUCUGGUGCUUGAUCUGGGCUCUCCUCAUAAACCUGUUAUGUGGUCAGAGCUCCUUGAUACUGUUAGAACUAUGUUGCCUUCAAAAGCCUGGAAUAGCCUCUCUCCUGAUCUAUAUGCGACCUUUUGGGGACUCACUCUCUAUGAUCUCUAUGUUCCACGAAACCGUUAUGAAUCUGAAAUUGCCAAACUGCAUGCUGCUCUUAAAACUCUAGAAGAGCUCUCUGAUAAUUCGAGUUCAGCAAUAACUAAAAGAAAGAAAGACAAGGAAAGAAUUCAAGAAUCUCUAGAUCGUCUGACUACUGAACUCCAGAAGCAUGAGGAAAAUGUUUCUUCUGUUCGCAGACGGCUUGCUCGUGAAAAGGACAAGUGGUUAAGUUCAUGUCCUGAUACUUUAAAGAUUAACAUGGAGUUCCUUCAGCGUUGUAUUUUCCCACGCUGUACUUUUAGCAUGCCAGAUGCUGUAUAUUGCGCCGUGUUUGUACAUACUCUUCAUUCCCUUGGGACACCUUUUUUUAAUACAGUCAACCACAUUGACGUUUUGAUAUGUAAAACCUUACAACCUAUGAUAUGCUGCUGCACUGAAUAUGAAGCUGGUAGGCUUGGCAGGUUUCUGUAUGAGACUUUAAAGAUUGCUUACUAUUGGAAGAGUGAUGAAUCAAUAUAUGAACGUGAAUGUGGAAACAUGCCAGGCUUUGCUGUUUAUUAUAGAUAUCCAAAUAGCCAGCGUGUUACGUACAGCCAGUUUAUUAAGGUUCACUGGAAAUGGAGUCAAAGAAUCACACGGUUAUUAAUCCAGUGCUUGGAGUCCGCUGAGUAUAUGGAAAUCCGAAAUGCGCUAUUAAUGUUGACAAAAAUUUCUAGUGUUUUCCCAGUUACUCGGAAGAGUGGGAUCAACCUUGAAAAACGGGUUACAAAAAUCAAAAGUGACGAAAGAGAAGAUCUCAAGGUGCUGGCUACAGGUGUUGGUGCAGCCUUGGCUGCUAGAAAGCCUUCAUGGGUUACAGAAGAGGAAUUUGGCAUGGGUUACCUUGAGCUAAAGCCUGCAUCAUCACUUGCCUCAAAAUCCUUAGCUAAUAAUGCAGUAACUGUACAAAAUGGCGGUUCCAGCCUUAACAUUGCUCAAAGUGAAUCUGCUGGGGGACGACAAAGUGCCACAGGUUCCCAACAUUUAGAUUCUGGGAAUUCUGCCAAAGAAGUAAGAACAAAACAUACAGAUGGGAGGUUGGAAAGAACAGAAAGUGUUUCAACUCUUAAAUCUGAUCUAGGAAAUGCAAAACUAAAGGGUGGCUCGUUGGUAAAUGGGUCAGAUAGUCAGUCAUCCCUGCCCUCUGCUACUCCUCAAUCCGGAUCAUCGAGAUCAAUUGACAAUCAAAAGCUGAUUGAUGAAUCCACAAACAGUGCAAUUGAUGAAAACCUUAUCAAAACUGCUUCAAUGAUGCCUGCAGAAUCUGAGUCCAGAGCUGCUGUAAAACGAUCAGUGGCCGCUGGAUCCCUUUCAAAACCGUCUAAACAAGAACUAGCAAAAGAUGAUGGUAAAUCUGGAAUGACCAUUGGCAGAACUCCUGGUUCUUCCACUACUGACCGAGAUCCCCACUCACACCCCGCAGAGGGCAGGCAAGGUGUGGCAGUUAAUGUUUCCACUGCUGUUUCAGCCAAUGGUAACACAGGUUCAGUCUCAAUCUCAGUCAAGGGAAUUUCAUCUACAAGAACAUCGCUAGAUACCCAUGGCAGUGAAUUAAAAGUGGAGAGUGGAGCUGCCAGGUCUUGUGAUUUGAGGGUUUCUACUGCAAAAGAUGAUGGCACUGAAGAUAUUCCAAGGUCAUCCUCUUCGCGAUCUAUUCAUUCUCCCAGACAUGAUAAUAACGUAACUGCUUCAAAGACCAGCGACAAACAGUCGAAGAGAAUUAGUUCUACUGAAGAGCCUGAUAGAUUAAAUAAACGUCGGAAAGGGGACACUGAAGUGAGAGAUUCAGAUGCUGAUGUUCGAUUUCCUGAUAGGGAGAGACCCAUGGAUCCUCGAUUGGUGGACAGGAUUCAUCCUGCUGAUAUUGAAAAAUCGGGAAGUGAUGAGCAAGGUAUUAAUAAGGUAAUAGAUAAACAUUUGGAUAGGUCAAAAGACAAAGGCAUUGAAAGACAUGACAGGGAUUAUAGAGAACGGUUGGAACGUUCUGAUAAAUCCCGCGGGGAUGAUCUUCUGGUUGAGAAGUCCAGAGAUAGGUCGCUUGAAAGAUAUGGAAGAGAACGUUCUGUUGAAAGAGUGCAAGAGAGAGGUAGUGAGAGGAGCUUUGAUAAGCUCACUGAAAGAGGUAAGGAUGAAAGGAACAAAGAUGACAGAAGCAAACUCCGUUAUAGUGAAACAGAAAAAUCUCAUCUUGACGAUCGGUUCCAUGGUCAGAGCUUGCCUCCUCCGCCACCUUUGCCUCCUAAUCUUGUCCCACAGUCUGUCAAUGCUGGUAGAAGAGAUGAAGAUGCCGAUAGAAGGUUUGGAACUGCCAGACAUACUCAAAGGCUUUCUCCAAGACAUGAAGAGAAAGAAAGGAGACGAUCUGAGGAGAAUUCCUUAGUUUCACAGGAUGAUGCAAAACGUAGAAGAGAUGAUGACUUUCGUGAUAGAAAGCGGGAUGAACGAGAGGGCCUUUCAAUGAAGGUGGAGGAGAGGGAUAGGGAUAGAGAUAGGGAGAAAGUGAACCUGCUGAAGGAGGAAAUGGAUGCUAGUGCAGCCUCCAAGAGGAGGAAACUUAAAAGGGAGCAUAUGCCAUCUGGGGAACUAGGUGAGUACUCACCAGCUCUGCCACCUCCCACCCUUGCUAUUGGUAUGUCACAUUCAUAUGAUGGAAGAGAAAGGGGAGACCGCAAGGGGGGCAUGGUUCAGCGUGCUGGUUACUUGGAGGAACCUGGCUUGAGGAUACAUGGUAAAGAAGUUGCCGGAAAGAUGACCCGUCGUGAUGCUGACCCGAUGUACGACAGAGAAUGGGAUGAGGACAAGAGGCAGAGAGUUGAACCCAAGCGGAGGCAUCGGAAGUGAAGUUUGAGGGAAACUAUGCUGUCCAUCUCAGUUCACCAAAAGAAUGCUCAAAUUUGCCCUGGUGCAACACCGGGCGUACUCUACUCUGCUCGUCCCACUGCUGUUGGCAUAAUUUGUACACAAAGCUUUUGUUUUUGAGUAGGUUGGCAGUGGUGGUCCCAAGUCUUUCAUCCUCCCUUUCAAUUCAUUGUGUAUCACUUUAAAACUGUUUCUACACUGGUUCUAGUUUCUCUGGAUCUCAGUGGAAGGGCGACUAAUUCGAGGGUCAUUAAUGUAAUUUCAUACAUUUUGUAAAAUAUGGCUAGGUUGUAUAUUUUGAGCAUUUGGUAAUCUAUGAAUAUUAAAGGGGUGCUUGUUUAUUUA